Messenger RNA from Trichoderma gamsii, 981 nucleotides. Its product is annotated as WW domain-containing oxidoreductase. Bases 1 to 981 code for a protein of 326 amino acids. NCBI's taxonomy places the organism in Eukaryota, Fungi, Ascomycota, Sordariomycetes, Hypocreales, Hypocreaceae. The record is from RefSeq and is a predicted model, not a curated record. The transcript has 4 exons.
AUGCGUGCAUACAAUACCGACACUACAGGCGACGGUCUCUUGAAGGAUCUUUCUGGAGAGAUCAAGGGAAAGGCCAUUCUUACCACCGGCGUCUCUCCCGGUACCUUGGGAGGUUUCUUUGUUGAGACAAUCGCCAAAGCUCAACCUGCAACACUAAUUCUCGCCGGUCGCAAUGAAGAAAGAACACAAAGAACCGCCAGCGCAAUUCAAGCAGCAUAUCCCGAGAUAAAAGUCUAUACUCUUCAGCUUAAUCUCAGUUCCUUAGCCGCUGUUCGAGAGGCAGCCGCCACUGUCAACUCGUGGCAACACACUCCUGCCAUUGACGUCGUUGUAAAUAAUGCCGGACUAAUGGCGACCGAUUUCUCCCUAACAGUCGAUGGAUACGAGACCCAGUUUGCAAGCAAUCAUUUGGGACACUUUUUAUUCACAAAUCUUAUUAUGGGAAAGCUCUUGGCUUCGAAAUCUCCCCGUGUCGUCAAUGUUUCCAGCGAUGGCCACCGUCUCAGUCCUAUCCGAUGGGCCGAUUAUAAUUUUCGUAAUGGCGAAACAUACAACAGAUGGCGCGCAUAUGGCCAAUCAAAAACAGCAAACAUCCUGAUGGCGAUAUCUUUAGCGGAGAAGCUGGGAUCUAAACACGGAUUAACAGCUUUCAGCCUUCAUCCAGGCGUGAUAAGCACGAGUUUAGGCGCACAUCUCGACUUUUCAGUCGAAUUGGGCGAGCUGGCUGCGGUCGAUAAGUCGCUUGGAAAUGCUGAGGGAUGGGCCGAUCUCAAAUGGAAGUCGCCGGAAAGAGGCGUGGCCACUCACAUUUAUGCGGCUUUCGAACCGAGUCUAAAAGAGCAAAACGGCGCAUACUUGGAAGAUUCACAUGUCGCGGAUCCGUAUACAAACACCGUUAAGCCAUGGGCUACAAGCAGUAUAGAAGCUGAUCGUCUCUGGAAACUAAGCGAAAAGCUCGUUGGUCAGGAGUUUCAAUACUAA